This is a messenger RNA of Penicillium argentinense, 924 nucleotides long. RefSeq lists its product as uncharacterized. The transcript is spliced from 2 exons. The record is from RefSeq and is a predicted model, not a curated record. Lineage: Eukaryota; Fungi; Ascomycota; Eurotiomycetes; Eurotiales; Aspergillaceae. The coding region runs from base 1 to 924 and encodes 307 amino acids.
AUGGCGAACGACAGCGCCUCACAUGCCGCGGAGUCGCUGCUUUUCCAGAAACCCGCCGAAGACCAAUUGCGCUCACACGUCUUUGCAGCCUUUGCCGGCAUCGCCUGGUACAAUGCCAUUGAGCUGAUUGUGCUGUGCUUCGUCUCGUUCAAGCGACGCCGCGGCUGCUACUUCUGGAGUCUCCUCAUUUCCUCCGCCUGCAUCAUCCCACACGUCCUCGGCUAUGUCAUGCUCUUCUUUCCCACGGGGGUUACCCCUGGCUGGACAGGAAUGGUCACGGGUCAGUCGGUCGUCCUCUGGUCGCGUCUACACCUGGUUCUGCAGAACCAGAGAGUGCUAUUGGCCGUCUUGUUGAUGAUCAUCAUCGACGCCAUCAGUUUCCAUCUUCCCAUUGUGAUCUUAUUAUACGGCAAUGUGGCUGUCCCGAUUGGGGACUGGGCCACUGGCUAUAGCAUUAUGGAGCGCAUUCAGCUCGUUGGCUUUUGCUUGCAGGAGCUCAUCAUCUCAGGCAUCUAUGUCUGGGAAACUGUUAAGCUCCUCAAACUUCGCCCGGAAGGUCGCCCGAACGGCAUCUUGCACCAACUCCUCAUCAUCAACAUCAUUAUCCUCGGUCUGGACGUCGCUGUUGUGGUCAUCAAUUACGUGGGAUACUACGCCGUCCAGGUGAUGUUCAAACCAGUCGCCUACAGUAUCAAGCUGAAGCUCGAAUACGCUAUCCUGGGAAAGCUUGUCGCCAUCGCCCGUGGAUCCUACAACAGCAAUGAAUUGCCUUCGAGCGUCCGCGAGAUCAACCCCUACCCUUCCUGUCCUUCCUCCCAAGAACCAUCUGGUGUCGAGUCUCGACGCAAUGUGCACCGACAAUACAGCCCACCUUGGUUCUCGGAAGAUUCUCACCAAUCGAGCGAUAUGUCCUCGAGGUUAUGA